Molecule: messenger RNA, 22166 nt
Organism: Aedes albopictus (Asian tiger mosquito)
Lineage: Eukaryota; Metazoa; Arthropoda; Insecta; Diptera; Culicidae
Gene: Lerp
Product: cation-independent mannose-6-phosphate receptor
Exons: 6
Coding region: 944-3220 (758 amino acids)
Biological process (GO): lysosomal transport
Cellular component (GO): plasma membrane; late endosome
Molecular function (GO): D-mannose binding; insulin-like growth factor binding; signaling receptor activity
Source: RefSeq, a predicted model, not a curated record
CGACGUCGGCAUCCUUCUUUUGUUUACGUUUUCCAUCAUCGUCGUCCACCCGCGAACGAACGGCCCAUCAUCAUCAUUUUUGCGUGGCUUUUGAACAGGUGUGAUGUGCGAUUAGUGCGGAGCUGAGUGCGGAGUGUUCGUCGCGUUUUAACUGCGUGUUUUGAUACAUUAUUUUGCGUUUCGGUGAUCAAUUAUACUCGGCGUGCGGUUACAAAUUGUCCAGCAAUAACGAAAAUAACACCGGGGAAUACGAAAAGGAACGUAAAUCCAUAUCGGUAGGUGACAAAACCGAAAGUUCGGUGUUUCCCGUAUUUCGCUUUUUCGGGAAGGCCGUCGUUGACGCGACGCAGUGCAACACAACAGACGAAGUGCGCGACAGCAGAGCAGCGUGCAGUAGUCGGCAGUGAGCGAGUGCGGUGUUGGUGCAGUAGCGGUCUCGGUCUCGUGUCAGUGUCCUUCAAAAGGAAAUCGGAAGGAAAUUUUCACUUUGCGCAAAUAUAGACCAGAAAAUUAUUGUUUUCCUUGACGCAAUUGCGAGUGAGCGGUGUGUGAAUCAGUGACUGGGAAAAGUUCUUUGUUCCCUCAAACAUUUGGGGUUGUUGUGUUGAAACUGGUUCGGAUGGUGAUAAUUGAAUAAAAUCCUUAUCAGCAGCAAUAAUAAGUCCGCGGGCGUUCGGCUUCGUAAGUAAUCCUCCUAUACGAAAAGUCCAACUGAUAAAAGUAACUCGAAGCUUUUUGAAUUGCCGUCUAUACCGAGCAGAUGCUAUACAUGUUUACUAUACCAAGUAAAGAGUGAAAUCAAAACAAUCUUGUUGUGGUUGUUCGGUUUGAAGAGAAAAAUAAUACAGACUUAAGCAAAAUCGCUAAUCGUAUUCCGAGUUGAUUAGCAUCCAGCCAGCACGGAGUCUCGUGAGUGUCGUCCUCGUGAUCUACGCGAAGCAACAUGUUAACAACAACAAGUCGUAGAAGAAAAUCAAUAGCCGCCUGGAAGGGGUGGCAGCAGAGGCCGCUAUCAAUAAUGGUAGACUCAUCCUUUCGCAAAAUCGACGGUCGCUGCAACCGGUGGAUAAUGAUGAUGAUCGUGACCGUGACGGUGCUGGUAGCAACAUAUCCUGUUGGGACGGAGGCAAACAGUUUGCUCCUGACCGGCAAAAACUGCAUCGUAACGGAACCCCUAUACAACAUCACCUUCAACCCGACGUCGCUCGAUUCGGAACUGGCCCAUCACGUCAAGUCGGACAUCAACGAGCAGUUCCUGUUCGACGUUUGCGAUCACCUGAAAAAUCCUUGCAACGGCAUUUCCGGCGGCGCUGCAUGUCUGAAACGGAACAACAACACUCAGGUGCUGCUAGGAAGGGAUUCCAAACUGCAGUUAACCGACGGUCGGCUUCAUUUCAACUUCACCGGUGGAGAACCGUGCCGGAAUGAUAGGAACUACUCGCUCGAUAUCAUUUUGAUGUGCAGCUAUGAGUCGGUGCAGGAGCCGUUGAGUGUGAUUCCGUACUCGGCGGACCAGUGUGGUUACUUCAUGUUCUGGACGACGAAUCUGGCGUGCGCUCCGUUGCCGGAUCGGGUCAAGGCGAACGAGUGCGCCGUCAAAGAUGAAUCCGGAUAUACGUUCAAUCUGCUUCCGCUCAGUCACCUGCGGUAUCACGUUGCGGAUCGCAAUGGGUCGCACUUUUUUGUCACGGCGUGCAAGCCGGUCCAUUACGGGCAUAUGACCAUGUGCCCACCGGGGAGUAGCGUCUGUUUCGUGAACAACACCGAAACGGACUACCGGAAGCGCUACCACGACUACGGCCAAACGGAUCCGAACCCGACGAUCGAGAACGGAAAACUGGUGAUGAAUAUGGUUUCCAGCGAGGGAACUUGUCAGAAUGCAAAGAUCAUUUUUGAAUGUGAUCAAACGGCCGAGGAAGAAGCACCGGAAUAUGUGGCGAAGGAGGGAUGUGUCCACUUGUUCGAAUGGCGGACGCCGUUGGCUUGCAAGGAGAAGAAAUUCUGCGCCGUGGUCGAUCCCAGCAGUGGGAUACUGUUCAAUAUGAGCUCGCUGGCUGGGAAGAGCUACAUCGUGAAGGAAGGGGACAAGUCGUACGAGUUCGGGAUUUGCAAAAUGGACAAGAGUCGGUGUGGAGAAAAAUCUGGAGCAUGCGAGUUGACCAAGGACAACUCGGAAGUCGUUGAUUUGGGCAAAAUGGACGAAAAUUUGCUCUACAACAUAACUGGCGCUCCCUACCUGCUAUACAAAUCGGGCUCCAUCUGCAAGCAGCCAAACCAGAGAUGGUCCACCAAGAUCGAGUUCAUCUGCGAAACGGAUAAGGGUGCCAAAUCUGAACCGAAACUAGUGGAGAACAACAACUGUGAGGUUUUCAUCCAGAUGGAAACGGAACUGGCAUGUGCGAAACCUAUCUCGUGCAUCGCUACGAACCUUUCCGAUGAUCGGCAAAUCGACUUGAGUGCGUUAACCUCCGCAGAAUUCAACUACGAAGCCCGUGUGAACGAAACCCUGGCCAUUGCCAAGGACAAGAAGUUUUUCCUGAACGUCUGCCGGCCGUUGCUUUCGAUCUACGGGCUGGGUUGCCCCGGCGGAUCGGCUGCUUGCAUGGCCAUGCAGAGCGCCAACGAUCCAACCCCGCGGGAAGAACUAUCCAUGGGCUAUCCGGAUGUUUCGUUGAUCAUCGUCCGGGAUCGCGUUCAGUUGAAAUACCUGCGGGGAAGUGCUUGCCCUCAGGACAAGGAUACGCAGCUCUCGUCCGAGAUUGAGUUCUACUGUCAGCCGAAAGCCGGCCGCGGUGUGCCGAUCCUGCAGGAAGUGAUGCACGACUGCCACUAUCGGUUCGAGUGGGCCACCAAUGUUAUGUGCCCGCAGUAUACGGCGAAGUUUCACGAGAAAACGUGCUCAAUCGUGAGCAACGAUACGGACACUGCGCUGGAUUUGAAGAAGAUUUUCCCCGAUGGGGUGUUGGUGGUCAAUGCGAGCAAAAAUAGUGCCUCGUCGGAGCUUCGCGAUGGAAAGGUGCACUUGUGCACGAAGAAUAUUACGGCCGUGGUCGAUUACCGCGAGCGAGCGGUGAAGAUGUUCUUUGCCGUUGCGGAUGCGAGCUGCGAGGGAACUGCAGGAAACAUCAACGUCAAUUUGAAAUUGGAAUGCGGGAAUUCGAGUAGCUUCACCACAAACGAGGUAUGUACUAAAUUUGGAAUACUUCAGUUGAACAGGUAAGGUAGUCUGAGCGGUAUCAGGCUGACUGAACAGUUUCGCACAAUUGUCCCGCUGACGUUGUGUCCUAGUGGACAAAAGAGCUUUAAAUUAAGAUCUAAGCAAACUAAGCAGGAAAUAAUAAUGUUUAGGUUGAAAACCAGAGGUGUCCCUCGGCGGAACAUCUGGAAUGGCUUUAUCAGUUGAUAUAGACUUUAGCUUAUCUUUUUUGGCUCAUUUUUUUCGAAGUCAGCCUCAAAGAGGCUCCGGUGGAACCAGUUCCAUAUUUUUCGAAGUAGUUUACAUAGACCGUCUAUCUUUUCUGAUCUAUUCCCUCGAAAUCAUGGAGAUUGAUAUGUCGCACGACAUGUUUUAGUUGAACACAAGUGUCCACAUAAAAUAGGCCCCGGUAGAACCUGUUCCAAAUGUUCCGGAGUGGCCAUACCUGUUGAUAAAGACUUCAGUCUAUCCUUUCUGGUUUAUGCUCUCAAAAUCAUGAAGGUUGAUACGUCGCAUGGCAUGUUUUGGUUUAAAACCAGAAGUGUCCACAAUGAGGCCCCCGUGGAACCUGUCACGAUAAUCCAGAUAAACUCACCAAUCACACUGUAGCAUUUGUGCUUUAUUGUUCUCAAGACAUCUGCCAGAAACUCGAUAAUGCAAAUGCAAAACACACGAAACAAUCACUUUUGUCUAUUUUGGCACUCCCCUGUCCCAAUAUAAUCCGGAAUAUCUGCGGAAUGAUUUCGGGUAAUGCAUGACCAUUUGGGUAUAAUAAGUUUGCACCAAUUUAUGACCGAUUGAGGUUGGUGCAGGGUAAAGGGCGUCCCGACAGGUUUCAUUGGCGUUUCAAUGGAAUCACGGGGACUUCAGGGGCGUUUCAUUAGUAUUAUUGGGGUUUCAGGGACGUUUCAAGGGACUUUGAAGGAGAUUAAAGGGGCGGAUCUCAGGAGCAAUUGAAGGGCGUUACAAGGGGUUUCAGGGGCGUUUCAAGACAUUUCAGAGAGUUAUAAGGGGUUUCAUAAGCGUUUUAGGAUGUUCCGAGAGGGUUUGGGGGCGCUUGAUAGCAUUUCAGAGGCGGUACACGGGGGUUUUCAAGGCGUCCAAAGGGAUUUCAUGGUAAUUUCAAAUUGAUUACGGAGAUUUAAAGGAUAUUUAAAUGGUAUUAUGGAGGAGGAGAUGUGGAUUAUUCAGUGGUGUUUCAAGGUAUUCCAGUGGUCUUCCAUGGGAUUUAAAAGGUUCUUGAGAAGCGAUCUCUGGAGCUUCAGAGCAUUCAGGGAUAUUUAAAGCGAUUAUGGGGAUUUUAGUAGCGUUUCAAUAGUAUGAAGCGCCCAGAGAUACUCGAGAACCUCUUGAAACCCUGUGAGACCUCUUGAAAUUACGCUGAAAUCUGAGUAACUCUAAGUAAAUUCUAAGUAACUCUAAGUAAACUCUAAGUAACUCUCAUCCUUGAAGCUCCCUGGAGCCCUCUAAAACCCUUUGUGACCCCAUGGAACACCCCUGAGACCUCCACAAACACCCGUCAGUCCCCUGAAAUCUCCCUGAAUGUCCUUGGGACCCCAUGAAACCCCUGAAAUUAUCCUGUGACCUCUUGAAGCGCCCUUGACAUCUCUUGGUAUCCCCUGGAGCCUCUCCAUAAAUUUUGUAUACUCUUAGGGUUGAGGAGGGGAGUUGGGGUUGUUUUUGGCCAAUGUCUACGGUUCAUACAAAUUUCGGAAAUUUUGCAUUGAUAAAAGUAGAUAGUAGAUGUCUUUAUUAAAGAGAUUUUCACUAUUAGGUCUCGACAAAAGAAUUUCAGUCGAUACCAAGAUAUCUUAAUGACAAACAUGUUACUGAGAUAACUUGUGUACAUCCCAGCAAAAGGGUAUAGCACAAUAGUCCUAAAAUGUGGACGCAGUGAUCUUCACCCGACAAACGAGAGAAAGAUCCUUUGAAGCGUCCCUGAAAACUACUGGAACGCCUAUGAGACCCCUUGGAACGUCCCUAAGAUCCCCUGAAGUAUCCCUGAAACUCCUUGAUACCCCGUGAAACACCCCUGAGGCCUUCAAAAUCCAGAAUGAAAACCCCCUGACUGCCCUGCAACACUCCUGCGACCUCCAGGUACCUCCCUAAAAUGCCCUUGGGACUCCCUGAAACGCCCUGAGGCCCUCGAAGCACCCCUGAGAUCUUCUGAGGCUCACUGACGUCCCCAGAGACUCUCUUUUUUGUGGAAUGAGGAAAUCUGUUGGUUGGCAACUAUGUUGACGACGACUGUUUUGAAGACUUUCGAAUAGUUUUGGCUUUUUAGUCUUUUCGGGGUCAAAAACAAAUAAAUGUUUUCUUUUUCCAACGUUUCGAUCCUUAUUGGAUCUUCCUCAGGGGAUCUGUAGUUUAUUAUAGUCAUUUUCAUUGGUUUUAACACAUUUAACUGGUUUGUUGCGACGUUUUCCAAUGUAUUUUGGUGAAACUGGCAACUAUAUUAUCUAAUAGGAAUUAAGUGUACUGGAAUUGUAAUAAGAUUUAGUGUUAAGUUGUGCGUCGAGUGAGAGAGUUCGGUAGUGAUUAAGAAACUAUCAUGUAAGUAAAAACACGUUGUACAACUAUUGAAAUUUAUUGUAUUUAAUAUAGCAUUGAAGCUACCGUAAAAAGUUGCUUUCGAUAUGUGUAUCGAUCCGGGGGAAAACUCGCGCCAACAUGGUUUUUACACAUUAACUACACCCCUGAGGCCACCUGGAGCCCUCUGGAAUCCCCUUAAUCCCUCUGAGACGCUCCAAGACUUAAUUUAACGCCUCUGAGAUCUUCUGGUACUCCCAGAAACUAAACUGGCAUUUCCUAGCUCCCCUGAAGCUACCUGAAGCGACCCAGAAACUCCCUGUAACGGCAUAAAACCCUCUGGAACUCUUCUAUAAGCCCUUUGAAGCGACCCGGAGGCCAUUUGGAACACCUCUUUGAACCUCCGAAGCCCCUUGAGACUGUCUUAAACACCCCUGAGACCUCCUAGUAGUACCUCCUAAAUUCCCUUGGGAUCCCUGAAACGUCUCGAUAACCACGUUUUGCUCUUCUCUGUAGAUGUACCCUGGCUGCCGUGGCCUUACCAUCAUUAUUAGAUCAUCUUAUGCACAAUAUUGGUACUGAAUAGCUUUUCCACUUUUUAUGCAGUGCAUUUAGACAUUUUAGUGUGUAUAUACAUUAGAGUUUCUCAUGGCAAGAGUAAUAUUUCCAGUUGUUAAUUAAAGAACCAAUGAUUUCGCGAUUCCAUUAUGAUUGUAUUAUGUAUAAUGUGCUGUUAGUGUUUUCUAAAUGAUUUUGGAACGAUCUCACCAAUAAAUAUAUUUUAAAUAUUCACCGGUGUAUACCAUCGACGCGAACAAAACAGCCUCCAAAUCAUAAAAUGAAAUACAAAAUAAAUAAUAUGUAGAUUUGAUAGCAAACUAUGGAAAAGUUCGUAUCAAUUCUCUUUAAAUUUGUAACGUUUUCACAAAUCAAAACAUUCCUCCAUCAUAUUUCACUGCAGCUCGUUACUCGUUCCACUCACAACCCACCUUCUUAAUCCGAGGCAAUCAACUUUGACAAACAUGUUGCGUCUGUCAUUCUUUUUUCUUCUCAUUGCUGUUCCAAUAAACGUUGUCGAGAAAAAAAAAAUCUGCAAGACAGCAACAAUGCAAUGUAACGACUUGUCACCGGUUGGAAUCAAAAUUUCCAUUCCGUGCCUUAGCAGCAGCAACAACAGCAGAUUUAACCUCGAGGCGAAAAGGAAAUUAAGAACAGAAUUUUCCAAAUUGCUUACACAGAGAAAAAAAAUAAUAUGCACACCUAAACAGAAACUAGAUCUUUCAGAAUUUGAAAUAAGUAUAUUGUUUGUAGUAUUUCGCAGCUUUUCGUUUUGAUGGCCUUGUUAGAAAAAGCAGCAAUAUCCUAAUUUCAGUUGGAAUAGUGUAUACACGGCAUAGACAUAGUCGUUCAAUAUGGAGCGGACCUAGUGUGAUGGUUAAAGCACGUGACUGUCACGCUGAGAACCUGGAAUCGAAUCCCGCUCUAUUUUACUUAUCGGAAGCUGUAUUAUCUUUUUUAUACGGACUGUCAAUAUCCAUAGUAACAAACAUGCUCUACUUAAGUUUGUGUAGCUCUAAUAUGUCAUUUAUGAAUUAUAUAAGAGUUACAAACUCCUUUUAGAGCAUGUGCGCUGAACUUACGGUAAUGUUUUGCUUUUUUUUUUACUAAAUUCUAUUCGAACGAUGUGAUCUUUAGUGCAAUGACUGGAAAUGACCUGCUACGUGUCCGAUUCCCGCUCCAGUCGUUGAAAAUAACUAUCCAGCAAAUGUGUGUGCAUUCUAUAUAAACACAAACAAUUUUAGGAAAUGUGUUAUUUUUUCACGAUUUUUUUUUGUUUUUUUUUUUCUGUGCUCCAAUCUGUGUAAGCACCACCACCGUUGGCAACGAGUGACGAGUUGUUCCUGCCGUUGACAUUCUGCACAAAUUGGAAAGAAAUUUGCAAAGCGUCGUCAUCGCGUUGGACCGAAGUUUACUCUGCUCGACUGUGUCUGUCUGGUGGAUAAUGGUGGAUUAAGAAAGGUAUUAAACUCACUAGAUAUAGUUUGAUUGAGCUCCCGUAGUUACUACUCCAGUAACUUUAGAUCAACUGGCUGUUGGUUGAAUAGCUGUUUGGCAGAGGUUCACUUUGAUGCGUGGAUUGCCGCAGCAAACCGUUUACCAGAAAAAAAAGUCAUCCCUCGUCGGAAGUGGAUUGAUUAAAGAAGUUUUCCAUCCAAAGCAGACAGUUUCCGAUUUGAUUAAAAUUAACAUCCGUUACAGAUGACUCCCCGUUUCCCGACGAGUUUGGCUCGUCAUCGCUUUAUGCUUCUUUCCUGCCCAGAGCGAAAUCGAGAGAGAGAUAGAGAAAAUGCAAACUCCAGUCUGUCUAGUCAAAACAAAUUUCGUUUCGAGGGUCUAGCUCCGGCAGGAGGAUCCAACAGUUUGGAUUGGGAUUGGUGUGAUUUUUUUUUCUUACGGAUUACUUGCAAGACAGCUCUCUAUGUUGGGGUGGAAACCGGUCCGUCGCUUGACGGGAAAUUGAUUUGGAUGGAUUCGUGGUGAUAAGAAGUUUUGGUUCGAUUAUGAAAGAAAAAGAAAGCUGACGACUGAUGAUGGAUUUUUUUUCCGAAAUCGUCGAAUCACUUCUGGGAGGAAGAAAAUUGGAAAACAAUCUCAUCGUCUUCGGCGAGCGAUGAUGGAACGACGAUGAUUGGUUCCCAUCUGUGAAAAUGGAACUCAUUCUGAGAUAAAGACGAUUGAGUUCCAUUUUGCUGGGUGGUGAUUGAGACAGUUGACAGGAUUUGACAGGGUUGACAGAAUUGACAGAAAUUCACUAUGUUGGUAGUUCACUGUGCCAUAACAUUUUAAAGUCACGAGAAAUUCCCGAGUCGUUGAAAAAAUAUCACCGCUCCGCUAUCAUAUCUCAUCUCCGUUCCAAACAGCUGGGAAUUAUUUAUUGGGCCCCAUCGGUCGGUUGAACAUUAUUUAUUUAGCGACGCCGCCGUCGCUCGAUGACUGGAUGUGCGUGCCGAAGCGUAAUUUUCGCCGCUGGGCCCGAAAGAAAAUAAAUGCCGGUUUUAUUUUCGUUCGGUGUUUCGUCGCUGCCGUCGUCAUCUCUCCGUGGAAUCUACAACAAUCGAACGCAAAUGGCACUUUUUCACGCCACAAAGCGAUCCGGUCCGGAUGAAGAAACGGAGGGGAAUCGAUUUUCCCUAAUUCAAUCCAACAACGAGGGCUCUCUAACAGCACAAAAGCCACGACAAUAGAUGGUGCUUCAAACAACGCAGCGCGCUGAUCCGGCUAAUUUACAACAUCCAUUUCUGUUUCACACUUAAUUUAUUUCGCCGAGGCCGGCAAAAUAAAUCGCCGAGAAUCCAACAGCUGAGUGCUCGGUAAAAAUCUCGGUAAAAGUUCAAAUUGCCGACUAGGCUGCAAACUUGAUAAACAUCAACUGUCAAAAUUUAACGAGUGGCUCGGUAAUACAUUGCCGAAAAUUUCGGCAUACAUUAUUACCGAAAUUCAGUAAAUGUUUGUUUUCUUUCGUGGUUUUCAAUAAGAAAAAGUAAAAUAAAACAAAAAAAUAUAAUUAGGUUAAAAAAUUUAUUCAGAGAUGAACCAGCCUAAGGCAGGAAACCUCUUUAAUAACAAAAAAAUAGUAAAAAUACAACUUCACACUUCCCCCGGGGUCUCUUUCUCCCAAUCCUCCCUAAACACGCUCGCGGAUGUGCCGGGCAAGCUGGAUAUCCAUCGGCAUGAUUGUGACGCGCAUGAUGUGGGUCGCGCACAGAUUGGUGUCCUCGAACAAUCUGAUCAGGUACGUUUCGCUGGCUUCCUGCAGGGCAGCAGCGGUGGCACUUUGGAAGCGCAGAUCUAUCUUGAAAUCCUGCGCAAUUUAACGCACCACUGGAGCGGCAACUUGCGGAUCAGCAACUCGGUGGACUUUCAGAAGUGACGAAUUUCCCGCGGAGCUACCGUUCCCGGCCGGUAACAAAGCGGCCUGCUUCAUGACGAUCGAAGUAGCGUCCCGACAGCAACCAAACAGGCACCAGAAAACAUUCCUCCUUCAACGCUCCUUCUCCAAACCAACGAGCUGAAAAGAUAAUUAAGAAAGGAUCUUUAUUGAAUAUUCAUAUAAGAUGCAUAUUUACACAGCGUUAGCUUAAAGCGAAUUAAAUUGCUUACUUACGUGAUAAAAAUGCCAUCGAUGUUUGCUUAAAAAAUCCUUCUACCAUUUUUUUGGAGAUGGCACCCAGACGACAACGUGUCCGUUUUCAUUUUUGACAGAUGCGCUUUACCGAAAUUCAGUGACAUGAUUAAAUUGCCGAUUGCUGUGGCAAAAAAGUUUGCCGAAAAUCAGUAAUGAACGUAUAUUACCGAAUUUCGUUAUUUUUGACAAGUUAUUUUUGAUGAACUGUCAAAUUUCAACGACAUUUCAGUUAAAAUGUGCUUUACCGAUUGAGUUCGUUAUUCGUAUUUACCGAGAUCAAAUUUGGAGUUUAAGUGUGUUCCCCUGUUGUUGAUGGAUACAGCUUGGAGAUAAAAUGUCCAGUCGAAGAUUACCGAAGUCCACGGCAGUUGAUGGACGUUGUGUUCUUUUGUUUAAACAAUAUCUACCUAGUCGUCGAAGUGACGUUUGUAUAGCGUGAUGACGACGAUCGAGUUGCCAGAUGCGACGAUGCUGGCCGAUGUUUCGAUUCGAUGAAUCCACGUGAAAUGCAAUAACAGUUUUCUAGGAAGUGCUAUACUUGUUUGCUUCUUGACAAACACUCAGGGCCUAACUCGAGGACAAGCAUAGGAAACACUCACUCAAUUGUAACGUUUCGCGAACUCGCUUCAUCCGCAGCCCGCAUUCAACAAGCACAUUCUUUCCACUCGUAAACAAAUUGAACCUUGUUAAAUGUUAUUCGAGACGGUCGGAAAAUUCAUUAUCUGUGAAAUAAUUCUAGAUUGAGUUUAAAUAAGGGCGAAAGUAACAUGAGAGAGUUCUCUUCAUCGACUCUCUCUUCUGCAAAUUAAAGUGAAAAGAUGCAAAUUCAAUCGAACUUUUUUACACUUAGACGCUAGAUUGCAUCGCAACCUAGCGAUUUAUGACCAAAAAGUGAAACCAUACUUGCAUCAUGUCACUUUAAUUUGAAGAGGAGAGAGUCGAUGAAGAGAACUCUCUCAUGUUACUUUCGCCCUUAUUUAAACUCAAUCUAGAAUUGAUCCUUUUUUGAUAAAAACAGUGGAAAAAUCUCGAAUAACAUUUUACAAUGUCCCAUAUAUUUUUUUGAUUACCUAUUUGAACUUGCUGUAACUCAAGUAUGGUUGAAUCCAGGAAAAAAAUGUGUACCGUUUUUUUUUUAUUGGAACUUGUAUGUAUAAUCAAUUUUGAUAUUAAAAAUCUUGAAAAAAAUUUUCCAUUUGCUUGUUUUCAAAAUCGAUAGAAAAUUAAAAAUUAGAGAAAAAAAUAGUUGCAUUUGACCAUCUUGGGCUUCUGGCAAAUACUGGAAGCCAGAAAAAUAAAAAUAAAAGUCGAAGGGUAUGGUUAAGGGAAAUAUGAAAUUAUAUUACAUCUAACAUAGAUCCGCAAUGAAUAUUACUCUCAGGGUAUUUUUCUCAAAAGUCCUUUCUAUAUCCUAAAAGUUUUCAAGUCUAAUUGUACAUAUUCCCGGAAGAGUUUCUUGAGGAUUUCUUGAAACACAUGUUUAGAGACAGAAUUUUGACAGAAUUUUAGAAAAAAAUAUUAUGGACGAAAUUCUGACCAUGCAUUUGUAUAACUCACAAAUAAAGAACAUAACGCCUUCGAAAUUUAAAUAUAUCCACGAACGUAAUAUUGAAACAAUUUCUGUAGGCAAACUUGCGGGGGAUUUUUUGAGGAACUCUAGGAUAAGUUUUAAGUGUCCUUCUAAUGAGAAAAUUUUAUGAAAUUAAAUUUUAUGAUCUUUUCCGAUUUUCUUGGAUGUUUUCUAGAAUAAUUCGUACAGUUUCUUACCGGUUUUGGAAACACCCGUUUUUGUCUACUCCCGAUUUUGGCAACAUUUCCAUCCCGAUUUUGGCAACACCCAUUUUUGGCAACAAUUUCUUACCGAUUUGGGCAACACCCGAUUUUGGCAACAUUUUUUUUACCGAUUUUGGCAACAAAAAAAAUUUUUACCGAAAAAUCGUUUGUAUUUGUAAAUGUAUUUAUAUUUUAGCCUAACUUUUCUUAAAAAAUCAAAAUUCAUUAAAUUUUCCAAAAUUUACAAUUUUACAAAUCAUGACGUAAUUUAUGAACGUAAGCUACAGGGAUCGUUUUAUAGCUUGUGAAUGGUCCAUAUUUAUAAUAUAAGCCAAAUUGACACUUAAAAAUUGAAAAUAAUCCACAAAAUUUUUUUACCGAUUUUGGCAACAUAAAAUUCACUUCGUGUUGCCAAAAUCGGUAAGAACUUCACUAAAGAAGUGAAAUUUUUGAUGAAUUUACUGAAAAAUUUCCGAAAAUUUUUAAAAGAUUAGACAAUAUUCCGAAUUUAAAACUUUGCAAAUUUUCUCAAAAUAAUAGAUUUGUAAUAAGUUUUAAAAUUUUGCGCGGAAUAGUCUAAUUUCUUAACAAGUUAAACUUCAAGUUAUCAAGAGUGCUCAAUCAAAAUUUGAAGUUUAUCUGUUCACUGGAAGCUGAAAUUUUAAGCUUCAAAGUUGGUAAUUUUGUAUGAAAAUUGGCCAAUGCGUACUUCAUUCAGUCCAGUACUGUAUUAAGAAUUCCAUAAAUUCCAGCGUUUAGAAAACAAAGGGUUACAAAAAAUAUUGUAUCAUUAAUUUUGAUGAAAUUGCAUGGACGCUUGCCUAUCUAAUUUCUUAAAAUUUAGAUGUUUUAUAAAAAAAAAACAAAUCAUGGAAGAAUUUCUGCCUAAAAACUGCCAAAGAGAACUUGCGCCAAAAAUCUGAAAAAAUAGAGUUUUUCAGAUCCAUACAGUACAUUCCGGAAUUUUCUUUAUUGCAGGAUAAAUUCUUGCAUCGUUUAUUAUUGAUUACGUGUAAAAGAAAUAUUUGUGCAAAAUCAUAAAAAAACAGACUAGACGAGAAAUUAAAAAAAGUUUAGUGUCGAAUUAGCAAAAGGUUAAAAUACACGUUAAUAGAAACAAAAAAAAAAGUUUGUGAAAAAUAAAAAUAUAAUAUAAUUUUUUUCAGAUUUGUAAAGGGUGUCCACGAUGAAAUUGGCACACAGAAAAUAUUGCAUAACUUUUGAUUGCGUUCGCCAAAAUAGCUAUUUUUUCGACCAUGAAUAGUAUAUUAUGUGUAGCUAAUAUAAUACCAUAAAAUUUUCAUUAAAAUCGGUUGAAUAUUGGCGCAGAUAGCUAUUUUGGCGAACGCAAUCAAAAGUUAUACAAUAUUUUCUGUGUGCCAAUUUCAUCGUGGACGCCCUUUAUCAGUUUUUUCAAAACAUUUCAGUGGAUAUGCAUGAAUUUUGUUUGGAUGAUUUGGAUUCGCACAAGUUGAGACUUUUGAAGGUAUAACUGAACAUUUGUAGGAAUAGUUGACCGUAACCUUGGAGUUCUGGCGAUAACUGAAGGAUUCCUGAAAAAUAUUGCAAAGAAAUUGUUGGUAAAAUGCAUUACAGAGUUUAGGAAAAAAAUCAUUGGUGAAAGUUUUGACUUGAUUCGUAGGGUUUGUAACAAAAUUUUGGAUAUUUUUGAAUCAAGUUAACGAUGGCCGAGAUUUGAGGCAUUCAAUAAUGAAUUUUGAAAAACCUCUUUUUGUUUUUUUUUUUAUAUUUUUUUAGGAGAUACUUGCUAAGUCAUGAAAGUCAUUCUGUAGUGGAAUUUCUUUAUUAGUUCUAUUGAAUCUUUACAGGUUAUUCGGCCAGAAAUGCAAAUAUUUUCAUUAGAACAUUAAAGAAUUCUGCUAGACACCAUAACAAUUGCAAUAUAAAUUAAAAAAAAAAAAAAAAAAAACGAGAUGCUAAGCUUUUCACUGCCAUACAGAUUUUAAAAAUACAAGAUUUCAGAAAGCAUUUCAAGAAUUUUUUACCAAUUUAGUUAUUAUUUCGAUAGACGUUCGAUAGAUGUUUUGAGAACCGCAUGUGAGGUUUGUAGGUAAUACUUUUUAAUAAUAAAGUUCACUGGAAAUUCCAGCAAUUAGAAAUUCCAAGUAAAUAUUGUACAGUAAGUUUUCUUAUUUAUACCAGCUUCAUUGUGAAUUCUAGGAGUUUUAACCGUUAGUGGUCGGCAAACUUUUUGCUUUUUUCUACACCGUGUAUUUUAAAUGGGUGCUGGGUACCCGGGUACCCUGCCGGCCACAUAAGGGUUAAAGUAGAUUCGAGGUAUUUUAAAGGAAUUUUGUACGCUUCAUGGCCGUGCGGAUAGCAGCGUCAGUUGUGUAGGCGUUCCGUAAACCUUUUCGUAAAUUCCGUAAACUUUUCGUUAAUUUUCAUCACUGGGUCACUAGGCUUUCUAUGUGUUGUCCUUUGUUUGUAAUGUGUUCAGUCUGUGCAGCCUUAGGCUAAAGGUGGCGUGAAUUGUCUUUAUUUAACUCACAGGAAAUUUUCAAGCAUUAUUGUGAUUUUUUUUCAAGUUUCUUUAGAAACUUUGAAAGUAUUCCUAAAAUAUCUAAGUCAUCAUAAGAAUUUUAUUGGACAUUCCAAGAACUUCAAUAGAGAUCUGAGUUAUUUUACUAAAAAAUACCUGAAAUUUUACUAGAAACCCUGAUAGUUUUACUUGAAAUUCCGAAAGUUUUGCAAAAAUUUCCAUGAAUUUCCAAGAGCUUCAGUAAACAUUUUAAGAGAGAAAUUUCUUAGAAUUGCUCAGGAAAUUCCAAGAAUUUAUCGGUGCAUUCACAUAGUUUCGCUAGAAAUUAUAAGACUGUUACGUAAUUCCAAGAAUUAGGCAGCAAUUUUGGUAAUUAAGAAUAGCAAAAUUCAAGAAUUUCAUAAAUUAUUCACAUUUUUUUUUAGAAAUCCAAAGAAUUUCUCUUGAAAUUUUAAGAAUGCCAUCCAAUAAUUUCACAAAAUUUCCUCAAAUAUCUAAACGAAAUACCAGAUGCUUAUAAUUAAAGAAAAAACUUCAUUAGUAAACCUUAAAGAAAUAUUGAAAAUUCUUGGGUUUUCACUAAUUAUUCCAAGAUUUACAAGAUUUUUCAAUGCCAAGAAAACUAUCAAAAUUCUUGGAAUCACACUGUAAAUUCCAAAACAAUAUUCUAAAUUUCAAAGAAUUCCAAUGAAAAUUGCAGCAAUUACACUAUAGAGUAUACUUACUUGGGAUUCUGCUGGAAAUUCUUAGAACUACACUACAAAUUCCAUAACUGUUACUGAAAUGUUCAAAAUUUUUAAGAGAAAUUCAAAUAAUUGUGAGAAAAUUCAAAGACAUUGGAGAUACUUAGAAAAACAUUUCUUUAAAGAUUUUAUUUCGGAAAAUUUUCCAGAUUUUCUAUAAGUCACUGACUGGUAGAUUACAGAAAAAAUCCCUUUUAAAAAUCGGUUUAAGUUUCUCAAAGUAUGUCUUUGGAGGAUUCUUACAAAAAUCCCUUCAAGAAUUUAAAAGUUUCUCGUGCAAAAUCCAAUUUGUUUUCAGAAUUUUUUUUGCGAACAUCGUUUCCGGAAUAAGGUAAUGUCAGAAACGGUGUUUGCAAAAGAAAUUCUGGAAACAAAUUUGACUUUGCACGAAAAACUUUUAAAUUCUUGAAGAGAUUUUUGUAAGAAUCUUCCAAAGACAUACUUUGAGAAACUUUAACCGAUUUUUAAAAAGGUUUUUGUCCAGUUAUCUUCCAGUAACUCAUCUGACAAUUUCACUACAAAUUGCUGCAAGGAAACUCCAUGGUUACUUUACAGGUAUUUCCAAAUAAAUCUCUUAAAAAUUUUGAUGAUGCAUGUUGGGAAAAUCCUGUCUUCAUAAAAUUCCAAGAAUUUGGGAACCCCCUUAUGGUAAUUCAUACAUAAGGACCUCGAUCAUAUCAUCAGAAGAAAUCUUUAAAAGAAUUCUGGGGAUGCAACUUGAAGGAGAUUCUAGCUAUUUUUUCAUGAAUUUCUGGAUGGAUUGUUUUUUUUUAAUCCGUUAUAAUUUGGAUCUUACAUCUAUGAUCUCCAUAUGAGUUCAUGAAAACAAAUGAUGAACAGUAUACAAGUUAAAAUUCCAGAGCUCGACUUUGAAACCCACGCACCAUCACACCGAAUUGCUUCACCUCCCCUGAAAACCCAACGUUCUUACACGGCAAUCCUCCUCAAUCCAGUUCGGUGACAAAGCGCGCAAUCUGUUGGAUUAGGGAUUUCCUUUCACAAAGUCAUUUGCCUGAGAUUGUUGGUUGAAGCAUCUUCCCGGACCGCCUUCGUCGCCCAUAUCCCACACCCGACGCUUUCCAGGCUUCGCCGAUUUCGAAACGAUUUGCAACAAAACAGAAACCGGAUUAUGUCUGAGUCUGCCGGUUCUAUUUUCCAUCUGAAAGGACUCUAGCUAUACAUAGGAGGGAAUCCACUUUGGGGAAACGAAUUCGAUUCGAAAUUCGUAAAACGGUGAAACGUGUCCUGGGCUCUAUUACACAACAGAACCGUGUAGUGUAGGUAGGCGAGGAUGCGAUGGAGAUGGGACUGCCAGGCGUAAGCAGUUACUUUGCAUAACUUUAGGCGCUCGCAGUUCGUUUUGAAUGCGGGUGGAUCCUAAAAGUAUGCAAAUGGGAUGGCAUCUUAAUGAUAGGGCCUUCCACGCGCUGGGUUCAGAAUCGGAGCGUGUUGCAAUGUACUCUAAACUCUAUUUGCUGCGGUCUGUAGCUCCGUUGCUGCUUUUGUGGAACGUGAUUCGGUCACCCACUAAAACACGGAACGUUGACUCCACACCGCACAGCUAGCGAUUCCCAUGAUACGGGACGACCUGACUGACUCCGGGCCCUGGCAGGCAGACCGACAAUGAAUACAAUGACAAUGACCAAGUUCUCGAUGGAGAUACCACGGACCUGCUGGCUGCUGCUGCUACUUCCGACCCAAUCCGGAGUGGGAAGUGAACAAGUGGAAAGAAAUAAACUGCCACACAACAUGUCCGUCCGUCCAUCGGAGCAAGGGCCAAUAACGGGAAUCGUUAUUACACGAUUUCCCCGCGGAGGAUCGCGGUUGACGAGGCGCGCGGCGGUGGUCGGUGAGAAGUUGCCAAGUAAUUCCUGCCCUGUUCUACAUCGGCAACACAUCUAAUACGAAAACACAGAGCCAUUAUUUAAAAUCGCACAGCGCAACGUGUUUUUUCGCCUACGACGAAGGCUUCCUCUGGUUUCUGCUCCUCCACUGACUGAGUUGGAUUGGAGCUGAAGAGCGAGGCCGGAGGGCCGGUCAUCCAACCGACCGACCGACCGAACCACACAAUGUACAGCUAUUCGAAAGGGCUAGUUUUCUACCAGUUGCCUGCCUGCAUGCUUGGUUUUGUAUCUCCUAUUUUGCUACAAUGCACUUGCAGCAGCUGUAAAUGGUUGCAACGGUGUUGUUGUUGCUGUUGCCGUUGCGUUGUGCUCUCGCUUCAGAAAAGGAAAUUAAAUUUUAUAUCUUCCGACUAUCUGGAGGAGAGCUUCGGUUCGCUUUCAGCAGUUGAGUUGAGCAACAAUCACCUUUCAGAAAAGCAUUCUGGUCACUGGCGUAACUGAAAGGCAGCGAGAGGUACCAAGCAAUAUGGUGCAUAAUGUUUCAUAUGAUUGAAUGAAUUCUUGAAAAAAAGCCCUUCAAAAAUCAUUACCAGUAAUAAUCCUUGUGAUUUCUAGGAGAUUUCAAGCAGAAAUUAAAAAGAAAUAUCGACAGAUCAAUUUCAAAAAUAUCUGUGAAAAUUCUCGUAAUUUCUAUCAAAAUUUUAGGAAUUUACAACAUAUAUAAUUGAAAUUAACAAACUUGCAUUAGAACCUCCAUGAAUUUUAUGUAAAAUUCAUGGGAUAUCUUUAAAGAUGUGGUUAUUUGCGGAAAUUCAGUAAAAUCUAUAAAUAUUCAGCAAAUUUGUUUAAAUUUUGAGAAUUGUAUUUUCAAUUUUUAGAAUAAUAUUUAAUAUUGUAAAGUGUGUCAAUCCAUGAGGGAAAACCCGUAUAUCCGGAAUCUCCAGGAACAAUUUGGAAAAUACGCGAGAAUUUGUAAGACGCAUUGGAAUAAACAUAUUUGAUGCUGCCUGUAUUAAUAAUAAGCAAGUCUUGAAUAGACUGAAAGCAAUAUUAACAGAGUUGAUGGAAUGCCGGUAGACUAGAUCUAGUUUCUCAGGUGCAAAACAUUCUCGGAAGGCGAAAUGACAUCUGUUUGUUGUCGGUUGUUCCUAGCUACGAAGUUUUUCAUUCUAGUGUGCAUUACAAAUUGGUUCUUGAAUUCGAUCUCUCUUUAUCUUGAUGGUCCCUUCAAUAUCGAGAUGUAGAAAAUCAACUGUAUUAUUGAAAUUUGGCAAUUUUUUCAUUAGAUCAAUUCAAACUUUACUUAAUUGUUGCAAAGAACUAUAUUUGCUAAAUUUCUGUUGAAGUAUUUGUCUACUAACAAAUUGUGCUUCAGUAAUUUAAAAUUUAGGAAUAAUAGUUUCAAGUUGUGAAAAGAAAAAUUUUGCAUUUUUUAAAUAUUUUUUCAUCAAUGUUUUUUUUUCGAAAUUAGUUGGAUAUGACCGCUGGUCUGAGAUUUUUCGCUGGAUUUUAAAGUCAAAGUGUUAGCUCAUAACGCGGGGUUUUAACUACCUUUAUGCAAUUCAGUAUCAUAAUUUCAAUUUUAUAUAACUCAUUUCAGUAACAUAAUGGCCAAUUUUCCGAACUGGUUCAUUAUGCAACUGAAAUGAGUUGCAUAAUGAAAAAUAGUUGUAUAAUGUUCAUAAUGCAACUCAUUUGAGUUUAUUUUAUUUUUAUUUGAAACUUUGAAGGAAUUUGGUAAACUUUUGUGGAUUUCAAUUAUUCUUUGCAAAAAAUCAGUCGUCUGGCCGUGUUGAGGCCAUCAGCCAGCUACCGGGGUGUUUGCAUUCCACUGAAUGGCAGACGACGAUUCCACAUCGCAUCACUUGCUGGUCCAGCUUUGAGAUCGACAUUAACCCUCUACAGGAAACCUUAAAUGAUGAUCCAUUUCGGAAACCUGGGGUCCAUUUGGACCCCAAAUUUGAUCUUCUGUAUCUUAUGAUCCUGACUUAUUAGAAGAUCGGUGUCUUCAGCAAAAUUGUUGGGUUGGUCAAGGACUUACAGAUGCUGCACUGUUUAAUUCGGAAUUUCAUAUAUAGGUGGCGCUAGUGAGCAUGUAAGUUUUAAGUAUUUGAGCACAUAUAUAUCAAGAUCAUGACCACAUAGAAAUUUGGUGUCUUCAGCAAAGUUGUUUAUUAGGUAAAGUGUUAACGAAUGAUGGACCGUUUGUUUGAAAUUUUCACACAUAGAUGGCGCUACUAAGCGUGCAAAUUUUAUAUUAAUAUAUCUCAGGAUCCGUUUGAUCCGGAACUUCACACAUAGGUGGCCCAUAAACUGUUAGUUCUCGACCAGCGUAACAGUAUUGCCGAACACACCAAUACUCUAAGUAUUCAAAACCCUGAGACAUAUGGGUGAGAAAUUGUGUCAGUGUUAUGUCUGUUUGUCUCUGAUAUUUUAAGAUGUGAUGUCUCUUAGCUUUUUCUGGGAUCCACUGGUAUGCGUUUGGUUCAUCAAAAUAUUUGAACAGUCCCCUGUGAACACUCUGCGUGUGCACUGUGUGGUGUUUUUUUUUGAGUGCGUGCAGAAAUUGUGCACUGGGAUUAUGCACAUACAAAUAGACGUCUCACUCUACUCACUUUUCAUCGUUACCAUUUUUAACGGUUAGUUCAAAUAUUUUGUAGUUCGCAAAUCACUCGAUCACGGCGCUCGUAUCGUUUUUACUCCUGUUUGACGUGUGCUCACUACCGCCACCUACUGAGUGGUUUGCGUAACAUAGCUUGGUUAGCAUUGGGCGAUUAUGUUUUCGUGACGAUGACUUUUAUCACAAUUUGUUCCAAGUGAUACAUCUGUUUGUCUGUGGAUUAUGACUAGCUGGCUCUCACUGCUCUCACGCAGAAGUCUAGUCACCCGUACACAAACUCUGCAUGAGAGCAAUUUUAUGUUUUUGACUAUGCGUUUUCUUCUCUUUUUUAGAAUCUUGCGCUAUAUGAGAUAUACAAAUUGCAUGCUUACUGACGUUACCUAUGAGUCAAAUGACUCAUCAUUUAUAAGUUCUUGCAACUUAAUUGCAGAAUCUUAUUUUUUUUUCUAAAUAAUCUGAAACCUGAUGCAUAAAUGAUUCAAAAAGUGUAUGCUCACUAGCGUCAUCUAGUGACAGAGGUUCGAUUCAAGCGAUCCAUUAUCUAUCUGUAAAUUCUGGCCUACCAAACAUCUUUGCUAAAGAUAAGAGACGAUAAGAGUGUUAUUAGGAUCCUGGGUUAUUUGAAGUAUACAAUUGGCAUACUCAGUGGUGCUACCUAUGUGGUGAUUUCCGGUACAAAUUUUGCGUCAUCUGUAAGUUCUUGACCUAUGAAACAACUUUGCCGAACACACCAUCUUUUUAUGUGAUCAGGAUCCUGAGAUAUAAGAGAUGUUCAUUUGAAUGCUCACUAGCGCCACCUAUGAGUAGAGUUUCAAAUCAAACGGCCCAUCGUCUGGAAGUACUUGACCAACACAACAACUUUCUCGAGGACGUCAUCUUUCUAAGUGAUAAGGAUCCAGUGAUAUAUAUGACAUAUUAUGAGAUACAAAAUUUACGUGCACACUAGCACCACCUAGUGGUGGAAUUUCAAAUCAAUCGAUCUAUUAUCUGUAAACGCUCGACUUACUGAGCAACUUUCCCGAAGACGUGACACUUCUACAAGCUCUAGAUCUUCCGAUAAUUUCGUUUUAAGACAUUAUACUACUAAACUGUUAAUUUCAAAUAGCGCCAUCUAGUGGGUAAAUUUCGAAUUAACCAAUUCACCGUCAGAUGGCGCUUGACCUACCGAACAAAUUUGACCAAGACAUAAAUAUUCUAAAACAACAGAAUAAAAAGAUAUAGAGAAUUCAAUUUGGGGUCCAAAUGGACCCCAGGUAUACAAAAUCACCCGGUUCAACUUUGACUUGGAAUAAAAAUCAAAGUAUGCCAUGAAAUCACCUUUUUUUUGCUUAAAUAAUAGAACUAGGUCUAGUUUGAAGGUAUUGCAAAAAUAAAGUGAAUAUGUUUUACCAAGCUUGCUUGCCAUUACUCCAAAGUUGCCUGGGGUCCAAAUGGACCCCAGGUAUCCAUUAGAGGGUUAAAGACAAUUAAUUAUCUAUUUACUUUUCAUUCUUAUGAUUGUCUGACACUUCUAAUGCAUUAUGUCAAACACAAUACCUUUUGUAUAUUAUACCUUUUGUACCAUAUCUUGCAUACAAUAUGUCCACACAAUAAUGUACUACUAAAACAAUUUCUGUAGGCACAAUCGGGGAAACGGGGUAUAAAUAGGACAUCCUCAAGUGUAUCGAGAUAGUUUCAAAUAAAACGUAAAAUGGAGAACAUUUUCUCUUCGUAUUUAAUCCCUCCGGAUAGUAUCCGCGGGAACAGGCCGUUUCGUAAGCUUCGGAGUGUGGGCUCCAUUCCUGCUCCAGCCGGUGAAAACUUUUCGUCAAACGGAAAAUUCUCCACUGGACCAUUGGGUGUUUCGUUUGUUGUCCAUUGUCUAACGUUAGUGUUCGUUCAGUCUGUGCAACCUCUGGUUGAAGACUGGCUGUACACUCAAUUUACAGAUUUCUGGAUGAUUUCCCGAACUAGGUUUUAAAGGUCUAGUUUUGAAAGUCCUGGAGGUAGCUCCCUGCAAAUGUUAUUUCUGGCAAAAAAAAAACCUUGAGACUGUAAGCACGAACUGGAAAUUAAAUUAUUGGCUAAAAAUUCUAGCAAUUCCUGUAGGACUUUCGGCGAGAUUCUUAGAUGAACUUAGUGGAACUUUAUAUGUCAUAUUUUAUAUGUAUAUCUAAACCUAUAGAAGACUGAACUCUUUGGCAAAAGUCAAAGAGAAAUGUCCUGAGGAAUGUCUGACGGAAUUGAUAGAAAAGUCACGCCAGUACAUAAUAUGUGGAAAAAAUUUGGGAAAAAUUUCUUGAAAAAAAUUGGAGAGGGAGAAUACAGAAUAAAUUGAAGUGGAUUCCCCAAAGAAGCUUAUGGCAGAUUGGCAAAUGAAACUCCUGGAGGAAUAUCUGAUGGAAUCUUCUAAGAAAAUUCUAAUAGAUUUUUUUAACACAUUGUUAUCAGAAUCUGCAGAGGAGUUUUCAACGGAAUCAAAGUUUGUUUGGAAUUGUUUCACAGUUUUCCUGAAAAAUGUGACUAAUGCUUCCAUCUGGAAGAAUACCCACAAAAGCUUUUCGAAGUAUUUAUCGCUGAUAUUUUUACAGUUCUGAAAACAAUAUCAGGUAAAACUUUUUUUAAGAAACUACAUGUAAUUUUUAGUAAAAUCCGCUAGAACUGUGGAUUGAGCUGGGGAGUUUCUAAUAAAAUUUGAAGUUGAAAAAGUCUGGUGAAAUUCUCGAGUUUUCCGGAAAAAAAGUUUUUUUUUAUUCAUUUUUAUUCAUGAAUUUUAAUUACAGCUAUUUUUUU